This is a messenger RNA of Pogona vitticeps (central bearded dragon), 1459 nucleotides long. The record is from RefSeq and is a predicted model, not a curated record. Lineage: Eukaryota; Metazoa; Chordata; Lepidosauria; Squamata; Agamidae.
UUUUGUAUAUAUAUAAGCAUAUCCAAUUCCUUCUGGGCCUUUUCCUCACUAAAACUGGCUUUUAUUUUAAUAAAAGAGACUACAGGUCCCACACUCCUUCACUCUGGACUAAGCUGUCUGAUGCUGUUGGGAGUUGUAAGCAAAAGAGGUUGCAAAAUCAAAGCGCUGAGGGCCAAGACCAACACCUACAUCAAGACGCCCGUCCGUGGCGAGGAGCCAGUUUUUAUGGUGACUGGGAGGCGGGAAGACGUUGCCAUGGCGAGGAGAGAGAUCAUUUCUGCUGCGGAACAUUUCUCCAUGAUCCGGGCCUCGCGUAACAAAGCGGGAAGCUCUUUCGGCAGUGCCCCCACCUUGCCGGGUCAGGUCACCAUCCGGGUGCGAGUCCCUUACCGGGUGGUGGGUUUAGUGGUCGGGCCAAAAGGAGCCACCAUCAAGAGGAUCCAGCAGCAGACCAACACCUACAUCAUCACCCCGAGCAGAGACCGGGAUCCUGUCUUUGAGAUCACGGGGGCCCCGGGCAACGUGGAGCGAGCCCGGGAGGAAAUCGAAACCCACAUCGCCGUCCGGACGGGCAAGAUCCUCGAAUAUAACAACGAGAACGACUUCCUGUCCAGCAGCCCCGACUCAGGCAUGGAGAACCGUUACUCGGACGCCUGGCGCGUCCACACUCCGGCGCCCGGCUGCAAACCCCUCUCCACCUUCCGCCAGAACAGCUUGGGGUGCAUCGGCGACUGCUCCGUGGACCCCGCCUACGAGACGCCCCGGCUCAACGACCAAAACGACUUCAAUUACAGUUACCUCUUCCCUAAUUACGGCGUCAACAAGCAAGAUCUGUAUUACGGGGUCCCCGAAUCCGGGACUCCCCUGUGGGCAGGGCAGGAGAACACCAACCCUGUGUCUGUCCUCUUCUCCAAGCAGCAACGGUCCAGCAAUGCCGGCGCUCUGCACCCCAGUUCUCAUCGCUCCCCAUCCUCCUCCAUCCAAGAACCGCCUCUCUCCGGGCUUCCCAGAAGAUCUCAGGCUGAGUCCUCCUUGCAAGGAUUUUCCAAAUUGGGCGCUUCCGCCGCUGCCCGGACGUCCCUCUCGAGCAGCCGGGAGUGCAUGGUGUGCUUCGAAAGCGAAGUGACCGCCGCCUUAGUCCCGUGCGGCCAUAACCUCUUCUGCAUGGAGUGCGCUGUGCGGAUCUGUGAGCGGACCGACCCGGAAUGCCCUGUUUGCCAUGCAACGGCCACCCAGGCCAUUAGAAUAUUUUCUUAAGCAUUUUAAAAGGAGAAGAGAGAAAGAGAAAGGGGAGGGGGAAAACAAAAGGCAGAGAGACGGACAGUGUUUGGGUAAAAAUUGGAGCGGCUGACAGGAAAAGUGUGGGAAAGUCCAAAACACAGGAUGGAACACAUCCGAAGAACAAACGGAUGAAUUGGGGGGGGGGGGGGCAAAAGAAAAGAAAGAAAGAGAAAAAAAA